Molecule: messenger RNA, 831 nt
Organism: Rhinocladiella mackenziei CBS 650.93
Lineage: Eukaryota; Fungi; Ascomycota; Eurotiomycetes; Chaetothyriales; Herpotrichiellaceae
Exons: 1
Coding region: 1-831 (276 amino acids)
Molecular function (GO): phosphatase activity
Source: RefSeq, a predicted model, not a curated record
AUGCCUUUCCCGGAGACCCUGAACGCGAAGCCCAAAGUGAUCUUCUUCACCGACUUUGACGGCACAAUCACUCUGCAGGACACCAACGACUUCAUCACGGACAACUAUGGUAUGGGAAAAGCCGAGCGACGCCAACUCUUCCAUGCUGUAAUCGACGGCACCGAUACCUUCCGCAACACAUUCCAGAAGAUGCUGGAUUCAUGGAAGAUGCCUUUCCCUCGCAUCCUCGAGAUCUUGCGUGAAAACAUCUCCCUCGACCCUCAUUUCCGCGACUUCAUGGUUUGGGCCCGCGCCAACGACGUCCCCGUCAUUGUACUCUCCAGCGGCAUGGUCCCGGUCAUAGAAACGCUGCUCAAUCACCUGCUGGGCGAAGACCUAAUGUCGGACAUUGAGAUCGUGGCCAAUGAAACCCAACUGCGUGCUCCAGGCAAUUCGCUCGACAAAGCGGACGGCUGGACCAUCAAGUUCCGCGACAACUCAGAGUUCGGACAUGACAAGAGCCUGACCAUCCGACCGUACGCAGACACCAUCGUCAAAAUGCCUGAAAGCGAGAGACCCACGCUCCUGUACGCUGGAGACGGAGUCAGCGACUUGAGCGCUGCGCGAGAGACGGAUCUCCUCUUCGCCCGCGCCGGCCAGGAUCUCGUCACCUGGUGCGAAAGGGAGGGUAUUCCCUUCACCACCUUCGAGACCUGGGAUAGUAUCUUGCAGGAAACCAAGGAUAUCUAUGAAGGACGUAAGACGGUGAGGAAACUUGCGGAGGAAGGCCUGAAAAGAGUUCGAACCAAUUCUAUCGAGCAGAAUGGCACUGUCCGUCCAACUGUGAAAUAG